This is a messenger RNA of Magallana angulata, 858 nucleotides long. RefSeq lists its product as uncharacterized. The transcript has a single exon. Bases 1 to 858 code for a protein of 285 amino acids. Gene Ontology annotation, molecular function: aspartic-type endopeptidase activity. The record is from RefSeq and is a predicted model, not a curated record. Gene Ontology annotation, biological process: proteolysis. Lineage: Eukaryota; Metazoa; Mollusca; Bivalvia; Ostreida; Ostreidae.
AUGAGACCAAAGUUAGAACCAAAUUAUAGUAAUUUAGGAAAGGCAAAUGGUGACCUUGUUGUCCCAGAAGGUCAGACUGUACUACAAUUCAAAAUCAAAGGGGAAAUAAUCGAACACAGAGCAAUAGUUGCUGACAUUGAUGCACAAAUGAUACUAGGCUUUGAUUUCCUCAGUGAACAUAAUUGUCAGUUACACCUAGGGGAAGGAACUCUAACACUUGGUGACCAGAGGCUAGUAUGCGACACUGUCAGUGAUCAAAGUAGUGUGUUCAAAAUUUCUGUUCAAGAGACUUUAUCUAUUCCCCCAAGAAGUGAGAUGAUAAUUGAAGGAAAAGUUCACCAAAAUCUAAAUUAUAAAAAACUCCUCAUAGAUGGAACGAAACGUGACCUUCAACAGUCCGGAUUGUUAGUUGCAAGAUGUCUAGUAAAACCAAAAGAAUGUAAGGUACCCAUUCGUGUAAUAAAUGUUAGUGACCAUGAGCUGAAAAUUUACAAAGAUACUUCUGCAGCUACAUGUAUAGCUGAAAUAGAACCAAAUGUGAGUGAAGUACAAACCAAGAAUGACACCAACAUGGAGCCAGAUGUAGACGCAAGCUUUACAAAUUAUAUGAAACCAUUAUGGGACUCUUGUACCAAGAACCUUUCUAAGGAACAAGAAGAACUGGUAAGGGAUCUUUUGCAGAAGCACAUUAAAGUAUUCGCAAAAUCAAAGACAGACCUAGGGAAGACAAAUAUUGUGUCCCACAAAAUUAACACAGGAGACGCAAAACCAAUCAAGCAACAGCCUAGACGGAUACCUCUUCAUAAGAAAGAAGCAGCAAAAGAGGAACUGCAGAGAAUGCUUAAAGAAGGAAAUUAG